AUGGAAGACAACAGUGCAGCAAUCAAGAUAGUAUCAUGGUUUUUACUCAUAGUGUCAACGGGAGCGGUCGCAACCUGCCUCAUAACAAGCUGGCAUCUAUUCAAAAGGAGAACUUUGGUCGUGGCUCUUCUUCUCAGCACUCUUGUAUCAUCCAUGGUUGCUGGAGCUACUGUAUCACUGGCUGCAACUCGUGGGUUGGGAAGGUCAUCAGAUAUCGACUCGGAGGAUCAACUGCUCGGUCUUCAACAGGCGCUUUAUAUUUCAGAGAUAUUCCACAUCUUGACGCUUGGGCUUGGGAAGGGCGCAUUAAUGGUACUAUUCUACAUGCUUCUCUCGGGGACUGGGCGAACCGGAUUGAUCUUGAAAAUCGGGGGAUUCCUCGCCUUGUGGACCGUGACGAUGAUAAUCGCGGUAUCGCUUGAAUGUCAUCCAGCCGAAGUUUGGAAUGUCGCAUCAGGAACUUGUAUCGAUGUAACCGCAUUAUGGAUAUAUUUCGGUGCCACAAAUAUUGCAAUAGAGGCUUUACUGCUCAUUAUUCCAAGUAUUGUGAUCUAUCGCCUAAACAUGCAGCUACGGAAAAGAAUGGUAGUCAUCGGAUGCUUCAGCAUCAGGACCUUGGACAUCAUAGUCGCCGCCGUUCAGUUACACUAUGUUCAAGCAUUCGACGCCCGAUCUUCAAUCCCAGUGGAUCUCUGGCCAUGGGUUAUGUGCAGCCAAGUCCUACAAACAGUGACAAUAAUCUCGUCCUGUGUGCCAUACCUUCGCGAAUUUCUUGAAGCAUUUCCUAGUGGUAUGUUCCAGCCAGCCGGGGUGGGCCCUUCUGGGCUGAGGUACGGAUAUAGAUCGACGAGGAUCAUAGGCAGUGACUCGGCAACGAAACAGAGCCAUGAGUUGUAUUUUAUUAAACAUUCUGUUUGA
This is a messenger RNA of Aspergillus alliaceus, 918 nucleotides long. RefSeq lists its product as uncharacterized. The record is from RefSeq and is a predicted model, not a curated record. Bases 1 to 918 code for a protein of 305 amino acids. The transcript is spliced from 4 exons. Lineage: Eukaryota; Fungi; Ascomycota; Eurotiomycetes; Eurotiales; Aspergillaceae.